Messenger RNA from Sinocyclocheilus anshuiensis, 2798 nucleotides. RefSeq names its product WD repeat domain 48a (gene wdr48a). The record is from RefSeq and is a predicted model, not a curated record. The transcript has 19 exons. Gene Ontology annotation, biological process: double-strand break repair via homologous recombination. NCBI's taxonomy places the organism in Eukaryota, Metazoa, Chordata, Actinopteri, Cypriniformes, Cyprinidae. Gene Ontology annotation, molecular function: ubiquitin binding.
UUGGCGUACCGGAAGUGACAUCACGACGUCAACAAGUAAGAUGGCGACGCAUCACAGGCAGAAUGCAGCGGGGCGCAGGAAAGUGCAGGUGUCAUACGUGAUCAGAGACGAGGUGGAGAAAUAUAAUCGUAAUGGAGUCAACGCACUACAGCUGGAUCCAGCUCUUAACCGGCUCUUCACCGCCGGACGAGACUCCAUCAUCAGGAUAUGGAGCAUUAACCAGCACAAGCAGGAUCCGUACAUUGCAUCGAUGGAGCAUCACACAGACUGGGUCAACGACAUCGUCCUCUGCUGCAACGGGAAAACAUUGAUAUCAGCGUCAUCAGACACUACGGUGAAGGUCUGGAACGCACACAAGGGCUUCUGCAUGUCAACACUGCGAACGCAUAAGGACUAUGUUAAAGCAUUGGCAUAUGCUAAAGACAAAGAGCUGGUGGCUUCUGCAGGACUGGACAGACAGAUCUUUCUCUGGGAUGUGAACACACUGACCGCGCUGACCGCGUCCAAUAACACCGUUACUACGUCUUCUCUCAGCGGAAACAAGGACUCCAUCUAUAGUCUGGCCAUGAAUCAGAUGGGGACGGUUAUAGUGUCAGGAUCCACUGAAAAGGUUCUGAGAGUGUGGGACCCGCGAACCUGUGCCAAACUAAUGAAACUGAAAGGACACACGGACAACGUCAAAUCCCUGCUGCUCAACAGAGACGGGACUCAGUGUCUCUCAGGGAGCUCAGACGGGACGAUCCGGCUCUGGUCUCUGGGUCAGCAGAGGUGUAUCGCCACGUACCGCGUUCACGACGAGGGCGUCUGGGCGCUGCAGGUCAACGAGGCGUUCACGCACCUGUGGAGCGUGAGCAGGUAAUAGGAAGGAAGGCAAAGUUACUGAGGUGUGAAUGUGUGCUCUCCUGUCUUUCAGAUGGAGCUGGACCGCUCGGCUGAUCCGCAUUCGGCCAUCUGGGUUUCCACCACAAAGUCCACGGUUAAUAAGUGGUCUCUGAAGGGUAUCCAUAAUUUCCGAGCGUCUGGAGAUUAUGACAAUGACUGCAGCGCUCCGCUGACGCCGCUGUGCACGCAGACAGAGCAGCUGAUCAAAGGUGGCGCCAGUAUAAUUCAGUGCCACAUUCUGAACGAUAAACGACACAUUCUGACCAAAGACACCAACAAUAACGUGGCGUAUUGGGAUGUGCUGAAGGCCUGUAAAGUCGAAGACUUGGGCAAGAUGGAGUUUGAUGACGAGAUCAAGAAAAGGUUCAAGAUGGUUUAUGUGCCGAACUGGUUUUCGGUGGAUCUGAAGACAGGGAUGUUGACGAUAACGCUGGACGAGAGCGACUGCUUUGCAGCCUGGGUUUCUGCUAAAGACGCUGGAUUCACCAGCCCUGACGGAUCCGACCCUAAACUGAAUCUGGGCGGGCUGCUGCUGCAGGCUCUGCUGGAGUACUGGCCUCGCACUCACAUCAACCCCACGGACGAGGAGACCGAACUCAAUCAUGGGAGCGUGAACGGUGAGCACGAGAGCCGGAUACAGAAGGGAAACGGAUAUUUCCAGGUGCCGCCGCACACUCCGGUGAUUUUCGGUGAAGCGGGAGGAAGGACGUUAUUCAGGCUGCUGUGUCGAGACUCAGGUGGAGAAACUGAGUCCAUGUUACUCAACGAGACGGUCCCGCAGUGGGUCAUCGACAUCACCGUGGACAAAAACAUGCCCAAAUUCAACAAAAUCCCGUUCUACCUCCAGCCCCAUUCGUCCUCCGGAGCAAAAACAUUAAAGAAGGAUCGUUUGUCGGCCAGUGACAUGUUACAGGUGAGGAAGGUGAUGGAGCACGUGUAUGAAAAGAUCAUAAACCUGGACAGCGAGUCGCAGACGGGUGGUUCGGCCGCAGAGAAACCCAGCGAGCAGAAGGAGGAGGAGGACAUGGCAGUGCUAGCGGAGGAGAAGAUCGAGCUGCUCUGUCAAGACCAGGUUCUGGAUCCCAACAUGGAUCUGCGGACGGUGAAGCAUUUCAUCUGGAAGAGCGGCGGCGAUCUGACGCUCCAUUAUCGGCAGAAAUCCACGUGAGGUCCCGGCCCGUCUGAGGAAACUCCAUUCAUUACACUUCACAUUCAAAGCACACACUCACCUGCACUUCCCGGUUCUGUCUGACGUCUACAUCAUCUUCCUCGCACGGGCCGCUCGGCUCACGCAUGAUUAUCAAAGAGCAAACGCGAAGGAGGAUCGCUGGAAAACACGCCGAUGAAUGGCAAAAAGACGUCACAUAAAAGUGUUUUUUGUCACCUGUAUGGUUUUUUUAUUUUUUAUUUUUCUUGGCAUGAAUUCUCUUUGGAUGGAUGCCAUUUUGAACAUGUCAGAGAUGUUUUUUGUUUUUUACCGCUACUUUCUCCUCUUCUCAUUUAACAUUCCAGUGAUGUGUUUGUUGCCAGUGCCGUCAUCAAAGCCGAGGAACCGAGAAUCUUUAAGGAGCGCCGCGUAGAUGGACCGAAUGUCUGAGAAAAAUCCAAGAACGCCGUUUCCCGUGAUGCAUCUCUCUCUCACUAACGUGCUGUGAUCUGUUAUGUACAUAUAUUGUAAUUAUUUUGUAGUCGACUUGAACUUGAGUUGGAGAUUAGGAGGUUUUUAUUUACGUUUCUUUUUAAGAAAAUCUACGGUCUCUUCAAAAAGGUGCUUUUUCAUGUAAAAUACGAUGACAGAAGAGUAGAGAGCAGAAAUACUCUAAACAUUAUAAGCAGACAUAGAAACAAAUGGUUUAUAUUUCACCCAAAAAUGAAAAAUUGCUGGAAUGUGUUCACGCUCAGGGCAUCCGAGAUUA